Stegastes partitus (bicolor damselfish) is the source of this 1072-nucleotide messenger RNA. RefSeq names its product angiopoietin-related protein 5-like. NCBI's taxonomy places the organism in Eukaryota, Metazoa, Chordata, Actinopteri, Pomacentridae. The transcript is spliced from 7 exons. Gene Ontology annotation, biological process: regulation of immune response; negative regulation of T cell activation. The coding region runs from base 56 to 862 and encodes 268 amino acids. The record is from RefSeq and is a predicted model, not a curated record.
GGAAAGGAGCUGCUGGCGUUGUGGAGUUUGAGCAGAGAUACAAAGUUCGUACAACAUGCAGGUCAAGAUGAAGCGUCCGGUUGGCUGUUGUGGCCUCAUCUUGGUUCUUCUCUUCAGCUGCACCGGACAGACUGUGAACCAGGAGAAAGAAUCUGUUUCUCAAGGAACAGACUGCACACAGAUUAAGGCUAACCAACCACAAGCGCGCAGUGGGGUUUACGUCAUCCAGCCAGCUGGAGUCAAGGACAAAUUCAAGGUGUACUGUGAGAUGCUUGCUGAUGGAGGCUGGACAGUGUUUCAGAAGCGCAGUGGCCGAGCAGUUUCCUUCAAAAGAAAAUGGGCAGACUACAGUCAUGGUUUUGGACCUCUGACAAAGGAUCACUGGCUCGGGCUGAAGAAGGUUUACCUUCUGACCAAGAGCAAAGUCAAGAACUGGACCAUGAGGGUGGACCUGUGGGACCAUGAAGGUGGGACUGCUUUCGCCGAGUACAACAAUUUCCGACUGGGGAAUGAGACAGAUGCCUUCAAACUGCAUGUCGGGAAUUACAAUGGAGACGCAGGCGACGCCAUCCGUGGUGCCUAUACAGGCAUUGACCAGAAUGGCUACGGCUUCAGCACCGCUGACCGCGACAACGACGGCUGCUCCCCAUGCGUCUUUGGUGACGUCGCAGAAAGCGACUGUGCCCUUUUUGAAGGUGGCGGCGGCUGGUGGUACAGCCAGUGUGGCUCUGCCAGCCUGAACGGCGACUGGCAUCCUGCUGGUGACCACAUCGGUUGGGCUUCAGGCCUUCACUGGCUCACCUGGAGACCUCCUGCACCUUACUCUGCCAAGGCCAGCAGAAUGAUGAUCAAGUCUGUGUAACAGGAGCCCACGCUGGACAUCCUGUUUCUCUCUUGGUAUUUCCUUCAGAUAUGUUCCAAGAGUUUAUCAGAAGAUGUGUAAAACGGUGUCAGUGUCUGUCAGAGGGUUGCAGGCAGUCAUGCUUAUUUGUAGUGCAGAACCAUGUAUUUCUGUACCGUGGCUUUGCUAUGGAUUUUAGGUCAUUAAAAACAUAAACCUGUUAAAGAAAAA